AUGUCUACCACAGCCUCUCGAAAUAUCUGGAACACAAAUUUAGACACCUAUUAUUAUAUAAAGAGAUCAAUAAACCUUAUUUUCACCCCAUUAUUCCCUUUAAUUCUUUUUUGUGUCUAUAAAAAAUCGCCGAAAAAUUUCGGAUCGCUAAAAUUGUUUUUAUAUUUUCAUGUGUUUUGCAUUUCCAUCCAAUGGCUCUAUAAUUGUCUAUUAAUUGACACUUUUCAAUUUGUACCAUCUCCAUUUGUACAAAUUAUGGGAUUUUUGACAAAAUUUGUGAAUCCAGUACACUUAUACAUUGCAAACUACUGCUGUACUUCUACUUUUGCAGGCACAUUGGGAUCCUGUCAGACACUUUUUUGUAAUCGGUUGUUCAAAAUUUUGCACUUGUACAAUUCGAAAAAAUCUCCAUCCUCCCUCCCCGAUUUUACCCCGACACCAUCACCAACCCAACCGUUAUAA
Messenger RNA from Caenorhabditis briggsae, 462 nucleotides. The coding region runs from base 1 to 462 and encodes 153 amino acids. The transcript has 4 exons. The record is from RefSeq and is a predicted model, not a curated record. NCBI's taxonomy places the organism in Eukaryota, Metazoa, Nematoda, Chromadorea, Rhabditida, Rhabditidae.